This is a messenger RNA of Talaromyces proteolyticus, 798 nucleotides long. RefSeq lists its product as uncharacterized. Bases 300 to 698 code for a protein of 132 amino acids. The record is from RefSeq and is a predicted model, not a curated record. NCBI's taxonomy places the organism in Eukaryota, Fungi, Ascomycota, Eurotiomycetes, Eurotiales, Trichocomaceae. The transcript is spliced from 2 exons.
GAGUGUUCUCUGGGUUUUAAUAAAUUAUUAAUCACUACACAGACUGUAGUUGGGGCUGAAUACGAUGAGAGAAUUAUGCGGAACAAGUUCCACUCCUCCGCUCCGUUCUGGACUUGAUAUUCGAUGGGGCUUCCACGAUGAAAUGAAGUCGCAUAUAACUAUCGCCGUCCGCCCGAGCAAUUCACUGACUGCGAUCAUUUCUCCUGCAUACCGCACUGCCUAUACUGCGAGUAUCUCACCAGCUAAUAUCACCACCAGCGACUCCAAUAAAUCGAGAAUUUCAUCAGUCACUGCUCACCAUGCUGUUAGGCGAGUGGGUUGAUCAGCUCUUCACCAAGGUGUUUUUCCAACCUGAUGAUGACCUCUCCACUAAAACGAUGGAAAGUCAUUUCAGUCGUGAUCUCAAAGUCCGUGUCAAUGGCGUACCCCUUGACUAUGACAAGUACAAAUCUGCCAUUCUGAAUGGCCGUGCGCAAAAUUUGUACUCGAUCCAGAGCAAUCAAGAGCUGCUAUCCAGUCACGACGGAAUUGAAACCGUCGGUAGUGGCGGCUCGGUUGCCCAUAUUUCUACAUACACGGAGAUGGAUAAGAAAACUAGAUUGGAAAAGCAGCAAUCGACGGUUACGUUGGCAACAGUAGCAGUUCUUGAUGGGAAGAAGGUGUUGAUAGAGUUAGUCGAGGUCCAGCGUGAUGCUUGAGAUUGGAGAUAUAAGGGCAGUGGAUCAUUUUUGUUAUCAGGACAAAGAUUUAAUACUGAUCUCUAACACACUGGAAUACUUAAAUAUUAUUAAACUCAAC